AUGAAGCCUCUUGUCAUCUCCGUGCUGGUUUUGGCUUGUGGAUUGGCUCUUGUGACCAGCACACCUUCUCAGUUCAAUGAGAUGAUCCAACUCAGCACCGUUACCUACAGCCUGGCCAACUUCACCAACUAUGGGUGCCACUGCGGACCUGGGACUCAAGGCCUUCCUGUAGAUGCCAUCGACAGGUGUUGCCACAGCCAUGACUGUUGUUACAACAAGGCAGAGAUGUACGGCUGCAACCCCAAAGUCCUCAACUACCAGUUUUAUGCCCAGAGAGAUAAAGUCAAGUGCGUCAAAUCAAGGGACCGCUGUGAGAAAAUGGUGUGUGAGUGUGACCAGAAAGCUGCCAGUUGCUUCCAGAAACAUCUUUUCACGUACAACCCUCAAUUCAGAAACCUUCCAGUGGCCAACUGCAGGGCCCAGCGUCCAUUCUGUUGAAGAUCAUUUCCUUCAGGUGGAGGAAGCAACU
This is a messenger RNA of Notechis scutatus (mainland tiger snake), 469 nucleotides long. RefSeq names its product phospholipase A2 homolog otoconin-22-like. Gene Ontology annotation, biological process: lipid catabolic process; phospholipid metabolic process; arachidonate secretion. Lineage: Eukaryota; Metazoa; Chordata; Lepidosauria; Squamata; Elapidae. The record is from RefSeq and is a predicted model, not a curated record. Gene Ontology annotation, molecular function: calcium ion binding; phospholipid binding.